Molecule: messenger RNA, 1587 nt
Organism: Talaromyces proteolyticus
Lineage: Eukaryota; Fungi; Ascomycota; Eurotiomycetes; Eurotiales; Trichocomaceae
Exons: 3
Coding region: 1-1587 (528 amino acids)
Source: RefSeq, a predicted model, not a curated record
AUGCCGUACGAGGAGAUCACGAAUUUCUACCCCGACAAGGGAUCCAGCAUCAGCUCGUCAAUCCCCUCGAGCAAGUGCGCCGAAAAUGCCUUCACUUGCACCCGUCCCCGAUGCCACUGCGACGCCGCGAAUCGCGAAGACCCUGAUGCCACCGAAACAGUCUCGCUCGAGAAUCGCAGACACGCCGACUACUUCUACCGACCACCAGUAUUAGGCCCAUUGCCCGGGUUCUGUGAUUCUCAAAACUCGCCAUAUGCGGAUUUUCACUACGAAAAGCUUUCGAAGGCUGAAUACUGCGAGCAAUGCCAGUUCUGCUCGGUGCUGUCCAGAUGGUGUGGCAGACCAUCUGCACUAGACCUUAACUGCGCGUCUGUGGUUGAUCUAAAUUACACGAAAAUGAAGCUGCCCAAUGCAACCUGGGUCCAGGAGCCACUGAUAGUCAAUCCGGCGGAAAUAUACGGUGAAAACACGAACCCUAGAGAGCCAUUUCUGCCAGCUGUGUUUUCUCAUACUAUUUCCUAUCCCUUUCCUCAGGAGCUGCCUGUAUAUGAUGUUGAUUUAUCGAGAGAUGAGUGGAAUCGCUCAAUGGAGAGCAUCCAUAACAUCCAUCGCUGCCGCACAAUGCCUCAACGGCGGGCGGAGAAAUGCCAGCGGCUCAGGCUCUGCAAGGAUGUUCGUGGAGCGAAACGCGAGGACUGGGCUUUCGAGGAGGGGUCCCUUGUUAUCGGUAUUCACCCGAAUUUCGUAGAUUUGCCACAGCAGCUUAUUGCACCGGACGAGUUCGAGCUACGAUAUGGAGAGGUGUACGUGGUCUGCCGGAUGUUUCCUGAUUUGUGGGCGCUCUGCGCAAGAUUAAGGAUGUCGGAAUGUAUUCUUCCAAAUCGAAAAAGUGAUACAGUUGGUCAUGGCGUGGAGAAUAUCAAAUUCCUUCCGCUGUGUGCUGUUACGUUGGCUGCUAACUUUGCGAACUUUGAUCGGCGUUAUGCAGAGUAUAGGCUGCGAUACCCUUAUGCAACUGCAUUCCCAUACGGAGGGCUUCGAAUCACGCCACCAAUGCGCCAGGAGAGUAUCGAGGCUAGCGAGGAGUUUUUCGAGUUUGGUUAUGAAUCACUGCAUAUGGCGGGGAUUGUGUUUGAUCUUUGCCAACCACGCGCCACGUUACCGUCUAACACUGACUAUGCGCCUUUGAACUUGUCCAUUUGGGAAAAGAUACAAGAGCUAAUCCCAUUUAGCGACGCUUUCGGUAAAUCGGGUACACUGCGAAGAGGAUGGCGGAAAAGUAUUCCCAAAGAAACUAAUCAGUCCGCUACUGGAAGCAAAAAUGCGAGUGAUUGUCCACAAGACCUCAGCCCCAACGUGUCUUUAGAGAAUGAUAUUAUUUAUACAGAAGACAAGUCUGUCACACAUCGUGAGGAAAUAGACACGGUUAAAGCGAACGGCAGGUCGAGGAGUUUGAGAUCGCGAAGACCGGUGAGCAAGCGUAAGAGUGUUCGCGAGUUCUUCUUUGGGACUUGGAGACAGAGGCCGCUGGAGUUAUUGGACACGGGAAAUCCUGUCGAGGAAGCAUCGCAGGGCAACUCGAGCUGA